UGCCCCUUUUGGUUCCGGGCUUCUGCAGAGCUCCAGCCUCCCGAUGGCAAAGCCCGACCUUGCUGCUCUCGGCGAGCCCUUGAGGAAGAGGAUCCGGGCGCAGGCCAGUUGCGGCAUCUGCCGGGGCUUUUACACCGAGCCGGUGCGCCUGUGCUGCUGCGGGGCCAGUUUCUGCCGUGCCUGCGUGGAGGCGCUUUUGCCCGCCGCCUGCCCGGACUGUGGCGCCGCUCUCGACCCGGCCCGCCUGACGCCCAACCAGAGUUUAGCCCGCCUGGUGGAGAUCGCCGGGAAGCUGCUGGAGCAGGAGGAGAGGCGGCAGGCCGGCGGGGCGGCAGGCGGCGAGGCCCCCCUUGCAGAAGAGACCCUCUUCUGCAAGCAGGACCGAGCUCUCCUCUGCCCCUCGUCCUACGUGCCCGAAGAGCACCGAGGUCACGACGUGGUCCCGGCGGGCCAGGCGAGCCAAGAGUACAAGGCUCAUAUACAGAAAUGCCUGAUCCAUCUGAAGAAGGAGGAAAAAGACAUUCUGUUGAAUAAAACAACCUUCGAAAUAGACUGUGAACACUAUGCUAGGCGAGCAACACUGAUGCUGGGAAAGACAAAGACUGAGUUCCAAAAGAUGGAGGAGUUUCUGGAAAGGCAAAAGAGAGAAGUGCUGGCUCGGGUGACAGAGGUGUACAAGGAAAUCAAAAUGGACAAGAAAGAGCAGAUCUUUGCACUCUCCGAUAAUCUGACCUUUCUAAAAGAUAUCAGGUUUGAGAUGGAAGAGGUGAUCCAGAUGCCAAGGAAUGAAUUCCUGGAGCAAAUUGAAUGCACCCUGUGGAUGUAUGGAGAGAGAGAGACGGCUGACCCUAAAGGCUCUCUUUAUGUCAACGUUGAGAACAAGCUCUGCAGCCUGAUUGGUAUCCAAACGUUUGUGAUUCAUGAAUUGACAAAUUUUAGAGAGCGAAUGGCACGUGGACUAGAUCAGCUCAGAGGAGAAAUUCCAGCCCUCAGUCCCAGCGAAAGGGAUCCUGCUGUCGUUGAACCUGAGGAAUCUCAGUUGAGGAGCAUCUUGGAUGAAGCUCUGCCUAGCAAUCCUGAGAGUUCCAGCCCUCAGUCUGAAUGAUGUCAAGUUUUUGUAUGUUAUUGCCUUGAAGUUUGUAAAACCUUUUCAAUAAAAUAAUUUCGUGCUCAUUUUUAAAA
This is a messenger RNA of Heteronotia binoei (common prickly gecko), 1182 nucleotides long. Its product is annotated as E3 ubiquitin-protein ligase TRIM11-like. The coding region runs from base 44 to 1105 and encodes 353 amino acids. The transcript is spliced from 7 exons. The record is from RefSeq and is a predicted model, not a curated record. Lineage: Eukaryota; Metazoa; Chordata; Lepidosauria; Squamata; Gekkonidae.